Messenger RNA from Ctenocephalides felis (cat flea), 1773 nucleotides. It is a transcript of the gene snky, whose product is annotated as E3 ubiquitin-protein ligase DCST1. NCBI's taxonomy places the organism in Eukaryota, Metazoa, Arthropoda, Insecta, Siphonaptera, Pulicidae. The record is from RefSeq and is a predicted model, not a curated record. Gene Ontology annotation, cellular component: membrane. The transcript has 13 exons. The coding region runs from base 1 to 1773 and encodes 590 amino acids.
AUGUCAUUUGGAAACGCACAUUCCAUUCAAAUAAGGUGUAUUUGCCUAUUGUCAUUUUUAAGUUUUUGUGGGAACUCAGGACGUACAGUUCUUAAAACAUUGGUUCUAGCCUACGUGAUAUCUGGUCCAAUUCAAAAUCUCGCAACAAAUGCUAAAGAAGUUAUUAGGGUUUUUACGUGCUCAACUACUCUCACAUAUAAUUUAACAAAAACGAGAUUUGACUUAAUGACAAAACCUUUCCAUGAAGCUUUUAUGAGUGCCAAAGCAGAUAUGACAGAAGUUAAAAAUGCAUUGAGAUCAUUUCGAGAAGUUUCCGCACCUAUAAUAGCUGAAGUAGAAGGCACCGGAGAAGUACAAACAUUAAUAGAAGUGAAUGAUUAUCUUGAUGUGGCCCAAGGAGAUACGAAAAGAUCAAUUGAUAUAUUGGAGAAAACCAAAAAUUUGGAUCCUAGAGACGAAGCUCGUGAGUUUGAGAUGAAAUAUUUGAGAAAGCUGGAACUGCGAUGUGAAGCACAAUUGACAAAAGGUGCUGAAAAAUGCCGAAAAAUGUUUGGAAAAGCCUAUGACGCAUGUCGUAACAAGGUAUCUUGGGCCGUUGCUUGGCUGCUUUGCUGGCCGAUGAAAUUGACAUUUGUUUGUAACAUAGCUCGGGCAUUAGGAGGCUCCGGGUCUUCUGGAGGGCCUUGUGAUGCCGCCACACAAAUUGAUCCAGGUCUUGGCGAAGGCUACGCUUACAUGAAGCGUACCGGGCGGAAGAUGUCUGGAACCUUCAAACAGGCUAGGAUUCAGUACCGAAUGAUACGUAUGAAUAAAGUCAUCGACUACACUACCGCUGCAGAUGCUACGCGGGCUUUAGUUUAUAAUUUCAAAGAAAAAAAAAGCUUUUUCGAUGGCGUAAUGGUCUUCGUCAAGCGAUUUCUUUCAUUUAUAUUUUUAAGAAUAUUAUUUGCGGCCCAAAAGUAUCAUGACGACUAUUUGAGUAAUAUCGACUACGAUAAUGUGUAUCUGACGCGUUAUUUUAAAAAAAUUGAUGCUAGACGUCAUAAAAUGCAGAGGAAAACUCUAUUGCCCUUGAAAAAGGCUGAAAAAUUAAAAUUGCUGGAUCCCACGUCACUGGCUCAACUGAAAUCGGAGCGUGGGAUUUUAUUUGGCCUAAUUGUUAAACUUCUAUUAGAGAUGAUUACAGCUACUACUUUUCUUUUACUUGAUAGGCUAUUUUUUGAAACUCUAGAUUUCAUUAAUCGGCAUGCCAGAAUAGACUUUACGCAAGAAGGUCAUCACGAUAUAUUUCUUCAAGUUGGUGGUGUCGGGUUGAUAGCCAGCAUGUUACGAUCAGUUUUAAACAAUUUCAAUAUAAAGAAACGAGUAAAAACAUCAACGAGUAAUUUUGAAUGCUUACCUGUUCCUGAUGAAAUGCCUUUAGGAUACGUAUUUCGUAUAUAUGGAACAUACUUCGUCGUUCUUACACUUCUGAUCAUAGAGGGAUAUACGAGACGAUUUCGAAGGGCGAUCUGUGCAUAUUUUUAUCCGAAGAGGGAAAAGCGUCGUAUACUACAUUUAUAUAAUACCACAUUGAAGAGACGAGUUGGCAUGAUACGUCAACUGAAACGCAAGGUUCGAAGGCAAGCAAGGGAGCAUAAACUUGCCAUGGAAAUCAACCUUCUUCUGGCACUGCGAAUGAAAUAUCCAAAAAUAUUUUCCUGGUUGAAAAUCUUUCCCCAGGCCAGGCGCAAAUGUAUAAUAUGCCAGGAUCGAGAACCUUUUCGUAAGUAA